Messenger RNA from Neocloeon triangulifer, 6120 nucleotides. RefSeq lists its product as uncharacterized. The record is from RefSeq and is a predicted model, not a curated record. Lineage: Eukaryota; Metazoa; Arthropoda; Insecta; Ephemeroptera; Baetidae. The coding region runs from base 392 to 5671 and encodes 1759 amino acids. Gene Ontology annotation, cellular component: chromosome. Gene Ontology annotation, molecular function: chromatin insulator sequence binding. The transcript has 15 exons. Gene Ontology annotation, biological process: regulation of transcription by RNA polymerase II.
AGAGUCGUCGCUGGAAUAGGAAUAAGAAAGAAGAAGAAGAAGCCAUGCCAUCCGAGUGUCUGCUCGUAAUUGACUCGGUGGUACGCCCUUGUCCCUUGCUCCGUGACGUCACGCCGCCGCGGCGGCGAGUGGAUGCCAGAAGUGAAGGGGCCGCCUAUAGUUGCACUGCAGAGAGCUGCCGUAGCUGCGCGAGCAGAGCAAACCGCUUGGCCGUGUCCAUCGAGCAGCUCGGCGGCGGCAGCAGCAGGCGGGCGGGCAGGGCCCAGCCAUCUUGUUCUUGCACCAUCGGCAGUGUCGACUCGGCCGCGCUCGAGCCAAGGUGACGCCCAGGCAGCCGCUCCGCACCGCUCGCAGCCCCUGACGACCCCAAUUAAGAUAAUUAACCGGCGCAAUGAGCCGCCGCGACUACAUGGACGCAGGCCCCUCUCUCGGCUACGACGGCGAAGAUCAGGAGGAGCUGGACGCCGAGGAGGAUCUGCCGCAGUGCAAAAUCAAGCGCAACUAUGCGUGCGCCCAGUGCGACUUUUUCACGCAGAACCCGCGCACCUACUUGUACCAUUUGCGCGACGACCACCAGGCGCGCAUCAAGGUUUACGAAUGCCCCAAGUGCGUGUACGCCAGCAAGCACAGCCAAAAGUUGCAGCGCCACAUCCACAUGGUGCACGUCCUUGGCCGACAACGCCAGCAGCAGCAACAACAACAGACCAGAAAGCCAUCGCCGCCGCCUCCUGUGCUGCAGCCCCAGCAGGAGAUGUAUGAAGAAGAAGACGAGAGCGACGGUGAGAUGCCGAUGGACGGCGAGGACGCCGAGAUGGAAGACAUGGACAUGCCUGAAGAGGAGCCUGGUCUGGCUGACGGAGAACAGCAAGUCUUCCAGUGCUCAGUGUGUCCGUUCAAGUCGUACAGCGUCACUUUAGUGCAGCGCCACGAGCAGAUAGCCCAUCUGAAGAAGAAGUUCUUCCGUUGCACCAAGUGCAACUACGUGACACACCUCAAGGCGCGCUUCACCAAGCACGUCAAGUACCACUCGAUGCCCAUGAUCAAAUGCGACUUGUGCGACUUCCGCACGCCGUAUAAGUGGAACCUUGAUCGUCACUAUCGCAACCACCAGGGCGACGGCGAGUUCAAGUGUCCGCUCUGCAACUUCCGCGCGGACAUCAAACAGAGUCUCACCGUUCACGUCCAGAACCACCACCUUACACCUCAACAGAAGGCCCUCAGAGGCGUCAACCGAAGAAAUAAGGUUGGUGGAAGUGAUGCUCCUUCAACUGAACUUCGAAUGUCUGAUGUUGGGUUGGUUGGAACAAACCCUGACUACUCUGAUGAAGAUGAAGAAGAAUUUGAGAAAAGCGCUGAACUUGCAGCAAUCAACGUUUCCCAGUAUUCAACUAAUCCGGUUCCGUCAACCAGUGGAAUAAAUAAUAAGAAAAAGUCGCCUCCUGCACAGGCGGCCAAAGCCAAAUACCAAGGUCACCAGAAAGGUUUUGGAGGAACCUCUGAUUUUGUUCACCCCGACGACGUUCUUCACAAAAAUGGAAAGGUUUACCACAGGAAUAUCAAGUGCAACUUUUGUUCCUAUAAGGCGUUUUUCCAAGGCGAUCUUGCCAGGCAUGAGGCCAAGCAUCACGGAAUGCCCAUGCCGACACCUCAGAGCAAGCAAGUCAAGAAGAGACCAAUCCCCAAUUUGAUUCCUCUGCAGCAAACAUCCCCCACGCCAUCUGACUCUGAAAUGAUGGCUGCAAAUAUUCUCUCUGGCGGCCACUCUAUUUUUGGUGGCCCUUCGAUCAUUGCUCAGUCGGACGACGAGCAAGAUAGUUUUGCCAACCGCAGUGCUAACACAACCGAAGAGUUUGACGAAUCUGAAGAGCCUGAGGAGGAAGAAAAGGCUGAAGAGCAAGAGGACGAACCUAUGGUUUCUGUAGACUCUUCAGCCGUAAAAGUUGAAUUAGAGGAGCCACAGGACCUCAAAUGUGAUGUUUGUGGCCACGAGAGCAAGAGUAUUGAUGACGCCCUUACCCAUCAGAAGUCGCACAAAAAUGAGGAAGCAGCGCAAAGGAGCUUCCUAGGCAGUGUGGGUCUUUCUUCCACAAGAUGCCAGAACUGUGGAAUAAGAUGCAAAGACAGCUCUGAACUGAAUGUCCACCUGCGGACUUGCUCUAAAAAGAUGGGUGGUCAAAAUAAUGGCAACGGUUUAGCAGAAGACUCGUCUGGUGACAAUCAAAAGUCUUCCGACGAUCACUCUGACGAAGAAAUUGCUGGCCUGCAGUGUGCAAGUUGUAGGCAGCCCUUUGACGAUCUAGAAGAGCUAAAAAACCACUUAGAGCACUGCAAAGCUCGCAUGAUGGAACUCACGCCAGAGGUGUCCAUCACAGAAGUGAGAGGUGCCGAGUUCCAUCCUGUUGAAAACAAAGGUUUCACUUGGGAUCAAGGACAAGGCAAUGAGCCGUCUGGCUCUAAAGAAAUCAAACCAGCUCUUACAAUUGAAAGGAUUUCAUCUGCGAACAAUAUCAACAGCGAGGAAGACGAGUCAAAAAUGGACUCUGAUGACGAUGAAAUGGAGCCAAGGAAAAUGAACUUUGGAGAAGUUUUCAUUGGUAUUGAGACAGCUCCAGGGUAUGGCUUUGUUACAGAAGAGAAGGUUCAAAAUCCUCAAGAGGCAAAAUUGCAACUUACAAAAGUGUACAAAUGUCCCCAGUGCAACUUCUGGGCGAGUGCAGCUUCUCGCUUCCACAUACACUUGGUGGGCCACCUGAACAGCAAGCCUUUCGGAUGUUCGCAGUGUGACUACCGUUCUAACUGGCGCUGGGACGUGGCAAAGCACAUAAGGCUAAAGGGCGCAAGAGACCCUCUGCACGCCCCUAAUGCUCGGCCGCGCGUACUUGUCACUGACGAUGACACCAGCAGGCGAAACUACUCCAAAUAUGCAAAGUACGUCUUGUACCUGGUAGUGCAACCUGGUCCGGAGAUGGAAGCACUGGCACACAACUCUGCUGCAGUCAGUCGGGUCUCACCAAGUGUUACGUCCAAGCAGGUUUCACAUCCGCAAAUGCCAGUUCUCCAACACCAAGGGUCUUCGCAACUGUCUAUUUCAAGAACACCCCAAGAUCAAAUGAGGCGCCCUUUGAAAAGACCUGCUCAGCCGGAACCUCAGCAGUCUAAGGCGCCCACUGGACUGCCUCAGAACAAGAAGCUUCUCUGGAGGUGCAAAAAAUGCAACUAUAGAGGUGCCAACAAAGAGCAAGUUUUGGAGCAUGUUCGAGGACACUAUACCAACCAAAACCAGCAGCAGCAACAGCAGCAAGUUAAGAAAUUUACUUGUGAGAAGUGCCCCUUUACUGGCAAAAUGAAUGAAGUUGAAAUGCACAAGAGCCACCACCAGCCUCAACCAGGUGCAAAUUUCAAGUGCUACAUUUGCCCAUUCUUUGUCAGCACCAAAAAGGAGCUUUAUACUCAUAUGGCAGUACAUGGAGUCAGCGACCCCGAAGAAUUUUUGAAUAAGAUGCAGUCUGGCGCAUUUUCUCUCUCCGUCACUUCGUCUACUGCUUCGGAGUCGAAGCCUCCUCAGCUCAAGCCGAAUUUGCCAGACACUUCAAAUAUGAAAGACGUUCCUCUCGUCUGGGCCUGCAAAUCAGGGAAAUUCAGGAAAAUGUUCAAGUGCAGACAUUGCCCCCACAUCAACACCCGCAAAGUGAACAUAGUGGAGCACGAAAAGAUGCACUCGAGCAGACAGGUGUGGAGCUCACCUGACUACCCUACCGUCUUCCACACCUGCACUCACUGCAACUACACCUGCAACAAUGCUGGAGUUCUUUCAGCCCACUUUAAGGUUCAUCAAGAUUGGUAUCCUAAGGCUCACGCCUUGGUAGACCCUUCCCGGUCAGACAUUGAUCAGGUCAAGGAUUUGGGCGGAAGUGAAGUUUCUCUGGACAACCAAGACAGUCUGGACAGUCGAGAGGGAAGUCCAUCUGUACAGUCUGACAAUGACAAUGUGGACAUGAAUGCCCUAAAUGGCGUUCAGGUAAAUCUGGAUGAAAAAGAGGAAGACGAUCGUCUGCUUUACUUCUGCUCUCAGUGCCCAGCUCGCUUCUUGUUCUCUCGCGAGCUGGCCAUUCACAAGCGCUUCCACAGGGUGAAGCUGGCCUUCCACUGCAGCCACUGCAACUACACUGCCCGCCAGCCACAGCACCUGGCCGCCCACAACAAAGUCCACUGUUCUGAGUACCAAGACCGCACAGCCCUUCUGCUCAUGAGCCACCAGGAGAGCCUCGAGUAUCCAAAACCAUCUCUUGUGGUCAAGGAUGAUACUUGGGUGGUCAACGACUUGGAGGAUACCAACUUGCCCAUCCUGAAGCAGCAGCAGUCGCCCUCAACCACAGGCCAGCCACAGACCAAGCAGCACUGCUGCCACUUGUGUCCUGCGCGUUUCUUCAAGGCUGUCGCUCUGCAGUACCACGUCACCUUGCAUGGCGGCAGCGGGCCCUACAAGUGCUCUAAGUGUGAUUAUGCAGUCAAGAUGUACGGAAACUUGGUGCGGCACGAGGUGGUGCAUGAUGAGAAGGAAAACGAGGACAUUCGAGACGAGCCACCUAACAUCACUCCUGCGGUCCAAAUCACCUCCCCGCCACCCUCGAUGAGACCGAUGCCCCAGUUGCAGCCUCAGGUUCCUCAUCCUCCAAUUUCGCUCCCGCCAGACCCUGUAUUUGGCACCCUGAUGCACGGAAGCCCUGAAUUUAUCUACCCCACUUACUGGAAGAACGGAAAGUUGAAGGAGAAGAGGUACAAAUGCCACAAGUGUCCGUCAGCCUUCGAGAAGCGAGAGCAGUACAAGGUGCACCUGGGUCUGCAUGGCUCUCGGCAGAAGUACAAGUGUGACCGGUGUGACUAUUCAGUGAAGUACUACGCAAACUUCAUCCAGCACUCAAAGAAGCACGAGAUGAACGACCAGGCGCGCCAGCAACGGCAAGAGCAGUAUGAACAGGAAAAAGAGCAGCAGCAACAACAGAUGAUGGCUAUGAAGCCAGAGAUGAUGGACAUCGGCGACGAGGAGGAAGAUGAUGAUGACGAUGACGCGCUGAAGGUCCUCCACGAACCGGAAGUUCUUUUGCAAGUGACCAAGCCGGCUGUGAAGAUGUUGCCAGGCGUGAGUUCUGUGCAGAAGCAGCAGCAGAUGAUGGUGCUGGAGCGCCGGAAGCAGCAGCAGACCGACUCGGCUUGCGCCGCAGAACAGCUGGUGACCUCGACCCCGACCUUCUGGUGCUCGUCCUGUCCUUACAACAACCAGCGACGCGAUCUGGUAGAAAUGCACCUGAAAAGACACCAGCAGAACGCAGACACCAAGGGCAUGCAUUCUUGUUGUUACUGUGACUUGAAGGUGCCGCAACCCCAGCAACUCAAGGAGCACAUGCUUCUGCACUUCCGCAUCAGGCCGCUGCCCAACAGCAGGCGCGCCGUCACCUUCACCAGUUACGAUGACGUCGAAAUCUGGGCCACUAAGUUGGAUCAAGAUGAAGACGAUGAGAGCCAACUCGUCUUACAGAAAUUCAGCCAAGGGCACCAGGAGGUCGAAGAAAGCAAUGAGGAGGAGGAGGAUGAUGAGGUGCAGUUCAUUGAUCUCAGGACUGGCGAGGUUGUCAAGAACGAACCAAGAACUUCUUCAGUCAAAGACGAGUAAUGAGACUGCCACCCACAUUUUUUUUCUGUCAUUCAUGCUUUAUAAUUUUGUUCGGAGAUGAAAACCUGAUUUGUCUGAUUUGAACUGUUUCUCCUUUUAUGCAUUUUCCUCACAGAGACCAAUGUUAUAAUAUAUGCUCUAUUAUAUGCUCAUUACAAAAAUGCAACUCUGGUCAACUUACAAAACCUAGCCCCAAAUAAUAUUAAUUUUUCCCCUUGAUGGGUUUUCAAGAAGCACUUCACUUCGUUACCUGCAUCCAAGUUGUAAUAAGACCUUAAUAAUGGCAGUGUUCAAAUAAUUUCCUCUUGUUUAACAGCAAUUAAACUAAUUUUAUUGACUACUUGUUAAACAAACAAUUUACGAUAAUAUUUUUUAUAUCAUUUGAUUUGUGUAAAACAAGCCAAUGUAUAUAAUUAUAAAAAUAAAAUUGAGACCAAUUGAGACUUAAA